Molecule: messenger RNA, 2517 nt
Organism: Talaromyces rugulosus
Lineage: Eukaryota; Fungi; Ascomycota; Eurotiomycetes; Eurotiales; Trichocomaceae
Exons: 3
Coding region: 1-2517 (838 amino acids)
Biological process (GO): N-terminal peptidyl-methionine acetylation
Cellular component (GO): cytoplasm; NatA complex
Molecular function (GO): protein binding; protein-N-terminal amino-acid acetyltransferase activity
Source: RefSeq, a predicted model, not a curated record
AUGGUUCAAUUGGGUUCAAAAGACUCGUCGCUGUUUCGCCAAGUGGUGCGCCACUACGAGAACAAACAGUACAAGAAGGGUAUCAAGACCGCAGACCAGGUUCUUCGCAAGAACCCCAAUCAUGGCGAUACGCAAGCGAUGAAAGCUCUCAUCAUGAGCUGCUUAGGACAGUUGGAGGAGGCCUUUGUUCUAGCGAGGACCGCACUGAAAAAUGACAUGAAGUCGCAUGUCUGCUGGCACGUCUUUGGUUUGCUCUACAGAGCGGAGAAAAACUACGAAGAGGCUAUCAAGGCAUACAAGUUCGCUCUGAGAUUAGAGCCCGAUUCCCAGCCUAUCCAGCGCGAUCUAGCCCUUCUUCAAAUGCAGAUGCGAGACUACCAAGGCUACAUACAGAGCCGCAGCUCGAUGCUUCAAUCUCGCCCAUCGUUACGACAAAACUGGACCGCAUUAGCUAUUGCUCACCACCUCGCUGGAAACCUCACCGAGGCCGAGAAUGUCCUCAAUACGUUUGAAGAGACUCUGAAGACACCGCCCCCAAGGGCGGAUAUGGAGCAUUCGGAAGCUGUUUUGUAUAAGAACUCCAUCAUUGCCGAAUCAGGUGAUCUUGAAAGGGCUCUGGAACACCUGGAAACCGCCGGAAAGCGCAGUUCGGACACGCUCGCAGUGCUGGAAAUGAGAGCAGAUUACCUUUUCCGCUUGGGUCGAAAGGCAGACGCCGAGGCAGCUUACACUGCUCUUCUUGAGAGGAACUCCGAAAACUCGAAUUACUAUGAUAGCUUGAUUAAAGCAAAAGAGAUUGCUCCUACCGACCACAAAUCCCUCAAAGCGGUGUAUGACGAGUGGGCUGAGAAGAACCCUCGGGGUGACGCUCCUCGUCGAAUCCCGCUGGACUUCCUAGAGGGCGACGAGUUCAAGGAUGCAGCCGAUAUCUACCUCCAACGGAUGCUUCGGAAAGGCGUGCCGUCGCUAUUUGCCAAUAUCAAGGUGUUGUACGACAGUCCAGCCAAGCGGGACACCGUUCAAGAACUUGUCGAGGGAUAUGCGUCCGGUAAAGCGCAACCAAACGGGUCCUCGGAUAACAAGACCAAUGGCGAUUCUACCGAUUUCGAGGCUUCUACUUUCUACUUCCUGGCUCAGCACUACAACUACCAUCUUAGUCGCGACUUGCAGAAAGCACUUGCUUAUGUCGAAAAGGCCAUCAACUUGGUCCCCAAGUCCGUGGACUAUUACAUGACCAAGGCAAGGAUAUAUAAGCACUAUGGUAACAUUUCAAAAGCAGCAGAAAUCAUGGAAGAUGCAAGGAAGCUGGACGAGAAAGAUCGACAUAUCAACACAAAGGCGGCUAAAUACCGACUGCGUAAUAACCAAAACGAGUUGGCACUUGACGACAUGAGCAAAUUCACUCGCAAUGAAACUGUCGGUGGCGCUCUCGGCGAUCUUCAUGAGAUGCAGUGUGUGUGGUAUUUGACAGAAGAUGGAGAAGCGUAUCUGCGUCAAAAGAGGCUGGGGCUCGCACUUAAGCGUUUCCAUGCGGUUCAGAAUAUCUUUGACGUAUGGCAAGAGGACCAGUUUGACUUCCAUAGCUUCUCCCUGCGCAAGGGUAUGAUCCGCGCAUAUGUCAGUAUGGUACGUUGGGAAGAUCACCUGAGGGAUCAUCCUUUCUACACAAGAGUAGCGUUGUCUACGAUCAAGGCAUAUGUUCUGCUCCACGACCAGCCUGAUCUUGCCCAUGGCCACAUGUUUGCUAGUCUCAACGGAGCCGAGGGCGAAGACAGGAAGAAGGCGUUGAAAAAGGCAAAGAAGGAGCAGCAAAAACUGGAGAAAGCCGAAGCAGAACGACAAGACUUAAAGAAAGCCAGUGCAGCUACAGCCAAGGGCUCCGAUGGCGAAACCAAGAAGGAAGACACCGAUCCUACGGGCACCAAGUUGGUUCAGACAACUGAUCCUCUUAAGGACUCCCUCAAGUUUCUCGCUCCCUUGCUUGAAUACAGCCCCGAAGACAUUCGCGUGCAAGCCGCCGGAUUUGAGGUCUACAUAAGGAGACAAAAAUACGCGCUUGCCUUGAAAUGUCUCUUGGCUGCCCAUGCCAUUGAUUCUUCCGAUCCGACUCUGCAUGUUCAACUGCUGCGCUUCCGCCUGGCCCUUAACAAUGUCUCAGAGCCGCUGCCCGAGAAGAUUUCCGAUGUUGUCUUAAACGAAUUCGAGGCUAUUUUGCCCAAAUCCGCAGAUCUUCAGAAAUGGAACGAUUCCUAUUUGGCAUCACACAAAACCAGCGCCAACCAUAUCCGGGCCGUCCUGUCGGCACGAUUGUUGCUCACUCCUGAAGCCAAAGCUGAAUCCGAGAAGGAAUUUAUUUCCACUCUCGACCUUGACAGCACAACCAUGGAAACAGCCAUUUCUGGUCUGGACACACUGGAUGAAUGGAAAAGUAGCGCCGCCACGAAACAGGCCUACAUCGAAACGGCCCAGAAGCGGUGGACCGAGGUCUCUGCCUUUAACACUACGGCUUCGUCUUAA